ACAAGGGAGAGGGGUGUAGACUGGGUUAUUAUUGUUAUUUUUUUACAAGCGAACCCUGAAACUCCUCACUUUCCCGGGGAACUUUCGGUGCCAGGACCCAGGGACGGACGAUUGCGAGGCAGCCCCCAGCCAUCCCCCGCGCUGGAGCAGGGCAGUUGGGCAGCCAGUGGCAACCUCGCUCAUUCAUGAGAAUCACGUAAGAACUCAAAGAGAAACGUGUUUCUCGGAGUGAGGGCGUUUGCGUAAAUCUAUAGGUUUUUCAACACCGAUGCCAGUUGCUUUGUCUUCUGUAGUCGCCAAGGUGGUUGAGAGUUUAAGCUUGCGGAUAUUGCAAAGGGUUAUUAGAUUCAUAAGUCACACCAAGUGGUGGGCGAUCCACUGAGCAAAGCCGAACUUCUCACAUGAUGACUUCAAACAAGACACAUUACCUUCCAGCAUCUGUUGGGGAGACGGGAUUUUAAGACACUUGAGUCUCCAGGACAGCACAGGCACAAUGUUCCACCAGGUGAGAAGAGUGAUGACCAUCCUUUUCCUUACUAUGGUUAUUUCAUACUUCGGUUGCAUGAAGGCUGCCCCCAUGAAAGAAGCAAACAUCCGAGGACAAGGCAGCUUGGCCUACCCAGGAGUGCGGACCCAUGGGACUCUGGAGAGCGCGAAUGGGCCCAAGGCAGGUUCACGAGGCCUGACAUCAUUGGCUGACACUUUUGAACACGUGAUAGAAGAGCUGUUGGAUGAGGACCAGAAAGUUCGGCCCCAUGAAGAGAACAAUAAGGACGCGGACUUGUACACUUCCCGAGUGAUGCUCAGUAGUCAAGUGCCUUUGGAGCCUCCUCUUCUCUUUCUGCUGGAGGAAUACAAAAAUUACCUGGAUGCUGCAAACAUGUCGAUGAGGGUCCGGCGCCACUCUGACCCUGCCCGCCGUGGGGAGCUAAGCGUGUGCGACAGCAUUAGCGAGUGGGUGACAGCGGCAGAUAAAAAGACUGCAGUGGACAUGUCGGGCGGGACAGUCACUGUCCUUGAAAAAGUCCCUGUAUCAAAAGGCCAACUGAAGCAGUACUUCUAUGAGACCAAGUGCAAUCCCAUGGGUUACACGAAGGAGGGCUGCAGGGGCAUAGACAAAAGGCAUUGGAAUUCCCAGUGCCGAACUACCCAGUCGUACGUGCGGGCCCUUACCAUGGAUAGCAAAAAGAGAAUUGGCUGGCGAUUCAUAAGGAUAGACACUUCCUGUGUAUGUACAUUGACCAUUAAAAGGGGAAGAUAGUGGAUUUAUGUUGUAUAGAUUAUAUUGAGAUAAAAAUUAUCUAUUUGUAUAUAUACAUAACAGGGUAAAUUAUUCAGUUAAGAAAAAAUAAUUUUAUGAACUGCAUGUAUAAAUGAAGUUUAUACAGUACAGUGGUUCUACAAUCUAUUUAUUGGACAUAUCCAUGACCAGAAGGGAAACAGUCAUUUUGCGCACAACUUUAAAAAAGUCUGCAUUACAUUCCUCGAUAAUGUUGUGGUUUGUUGCCGUUGCCAAGAAUUGAAAACGUAAAAAGUUUAAAAAAUAAUAAUAAUAAUAAUAAUAAAUUGCAUGCUGCUUUAAUUGUGAAUUGAUAAUAAACUGUCCUCUUUCAGAAAACAGACAAAAAAAAAAAACAACAAAAAUUUGAACCAAAACAUUCCGUUUACAUUUUAGACAGUAAGUAUCUUCGUUCUUGUUAGUACUCUAUCUGUUUUACUGCUUUUAACUUCUGAUAGCGUUGGAAUUAAAACAAUGUCAAGGUGCUGUUGUCAUCGCUUUACUGGCUUAGGGGAUGGGGGAUGGGAGGGGUAUUUUUUUGUUUGUUUUGUGUUUAUUUUUGUUUGUUUUGUUUUGUUUUGUUUUUUAGUUCCAACAGGGAGUAGGGCUGGGGAAAGAAUUCCUUCAGUAUAUAUUCUGGUUGAUAAAAGAGUCAUUUGUAUGUUGUAAAGAUGUUUGCAAUAUCAAUCAGAGGACUGAAAAAGUGAAUAAAAAUUAAGGCAACUGAACCUAGUGCUCACUCCACUUCCCAUGAUGCACCUCCUCCUAGCCCCCACUCACCCGCUGGGCCUUGGUGGGGGGAAGCUUCUUUUGUUGGAAAGACCUCAUAUAUGUAGAGCACAUUCUUUCCCCCCCUUCCCCUUUGGUCCCCUCUUUGUUUUGUUUUCUCAUAAAGAAGAAAAAUCAGUUACGCACUCUGAAAUAUUUUACAACAGCUGUGAACGAGUGAACAAAUGUUGUCACGUGGUGACAAUCAUCUAAGCAUGGAGAGGAGUGAUUUCUUAGAUUUGAUUUAAAUUUUUAGAAAAGAAAAAGAACAAGAAAAAAAUAUUCAGAUUCUUUUUUUAUGGGGGUCCUUUGGGUAAAUCAUUAUAGGCUUUAAAAAAAAAACAUGGAUAAAUCAUUAUAUGGCUUUAAAACAGAAAAGGUCUCGCAAGCAAAAGGCAGCAUUUUGGAGGACCCAGAAACACCUAGAUCAGAACAGAAGUCCACACUGCCAGUGAAAUGAGACUGAACAGCUCUGUGGAGGCCGUGUGGAGCUGAUAGAUCAUUUCUGGGCAGUUCAGGAGGAAUUUUUGAGAGGCCAUCCUGAGGUCUAGGUUGGGGUGGGGAAUGAUACUUGAGACAUUCCAAAAGGGAGGCCUCUGAAGGGCCCUUCAGAGGUAGCCCUGGAAUGACAUGUGUCACAUUGCUUGGACCUCACGCUUUUAAGUGCCUACAUUAUCUAACUGUGCUAAGAGGUUCUCGCUGGAGGACCACACUCAAGCCGAAUUACACCCUCCACCCUUGGAUAAUUCUGCAUAAAGCUGAACUAGCCUGGGGCAGGGCAGUUUCAGAACCAAAUGUGACAUUGUGAUCACAAGACCCUUGUGAUGAGAUAGAAGAGGGUUGCUACAUGAACACUUAUUGCUUUGAAAUUAGUCUUAAAGAAACCAGGGUUUUAUCCUUUGAGAACAUUUGGUG
Molecule: messenger RNA, 2962 nt
Organism: Sorex fumeus (smoky shrew)
Lineage: Eukaryota; Metazoa; Chordata; Mammalia; Eulipotyphla; Soricidae
Gene: BDNF
Product: brain derived neurotrophic factor
Exons: 2
Coding region: 494-1261 (255 amino acids)
Biological process (GO): nerve development; cell surface receptor protein tyrosine kinase signaling pathway; regulation of neuron differentiation
Molecular function (GO): growth factor activity; nerve growth factor receptor binding
Source: RefSeq, a predicted model, not a curated record